Messenger RNA from Gallus gallus (chicken), 13139 nucleotides. RefSeq names its product myotubularin related protein 10 (gene MTMR10). NCBI's taxonomy places the organism in Eukaryota, Metazoa, Chordata, Aves, Galliformes, Phasianidae. The transcript has 15 exons. The record is from RefSeq and is a predicted model, not a curated record. Bases 6865 to 9192 code for a protein of 775 amino acids.
AGGGGGAAAAUAGGGGAGUGGCAAGCCUGCUACAAGCUCAUUAAAGUGACUUGCCUAGGUAGUAAGUAAUUACUUGAGUGCUCUGGGGAGAGUUCAGAGUGUGAUACAGCCAUCAUUACUGAUAGUAAACUAAAGCUUGAGGGUGUGUUUUGUUCUGGUAAUAAAUUGUAGCGUACUUUCCACAUCAGUGUCUUGCAUUUUUGAGACAUCAACCAAAGCAUUCAAACAAAAUUGUGCAACUUUGCUGGAAUAUAUCGUAGUAUUUAUUUUUGUGAUUUUAAUGAAAAACUGUAUGGAGAAGUGCAAUACAUGGAUGGCUGAAUAACCAGUCCAGUAUCUGUACUGUGAGCAGUGCUGCCCUGUGCUGUGGAUGUGAUCAGGCAUAAAGGUCCUCACAAGCUGCUCUGCAGGAGAUCACCUAACUUCUGGAACAUCCGAUUACGAAUGAGAAAAGGAUUGUUCCUCCUGAAUCUUAAUACCCACUUGUAGUAAUUAUUUUAAAGUAGUGCUCUGUGUGCAAGUCUGUUAGGAGAUUAAGGUAAUAUUUGCUAUCUGUAAGGCUUUACAAACCAGCUAGAAAUAGUUGUCAUUGUUUUUAAAAGUUUAUAUGGUAACAUUACAGAAAUGAACUGAGUUAGAAUGUCAAAUUGAUCAUUAAGACCUGCUCACAUUAAGGUAUUACUGGUGUUGAACUGCUGUUGCAGAACAGUUAGCAGUAUCUUUGUGCCAUGUUUCGUGGUUAGAUGCAGAAGUCAGUGUCAGUCUGCUUCUUCUGCCUUCUCUGCUUACUUCAGUGUGUGGCAUGGUGAUUUCAUUUCAGAGUAGCAUGAUGGGGAGCUCAAAGUGAGGAGUUGUGGAGACUGUGUUUUUGUAUUUAAUUCUCCUGGCUGGAUUUUCCUUUUUCUUUGAUGGUGUCAUCAGGAAACUCUCUGAGGGUACACUUGAUCCCACUGUCUGUGUCAUUGAUAAAGAUGUUGAAGAGCACCAGUCUCAAGACACCUGGACAUAGAUCCAUUGACCACAGCCCUCUGGCUGUGACCUUCCAACCAACUGCUUGUCUAUUAGGUCUCUUGGAUCACCUCCUUGUCUCACACGUGAUUUCCUCUGAAUGUUUUCCUGUUGUGCUGUGUUCUGCUUGAGGUGUAAUUGCUUGUUGUGCUCAAGAUUUUCACCAAUAUGUAUUUAUUUUUUAUUUAGUAAUACCAGUCUGAUUGGGUUCACCUUCUUUUUUGUUUUGGUUUGCUUUUUAUUGGUUUUGUAUAUGUAUGCCCUUUGAUAGGCAGCUGACCAUAGAGGUUUAAUUGUGGAAUCUUUUAAGACUAUUGUGGAAAGCUUUAAUCUUUUAGAAGUGUGUGAUUUUCCUUUGAUUUAGCUCCCAGCUCUUUUUCUGCUUUUUCUCUGCUUUGCAAAUCCUUAGAAUGUUGAAUCAUGUUCCAGAACAACUGCAACACAUCUUGUGAUAGGAGGGGAAAGUACCUUCUGGUGAGACACCAUGGCAUGUAGUACACCAGGUAUAUCCAUUCCCUCCUGACAGCUCUGAGCUGCUGCGCCUUUCUUGGCAGUUUCAUUGCUUAGUGCAAGUGAUACUGCUGCUACUGUCAGUGCCUUUUCCCAUGUAUUUCUGUGGACAAAUUGUCGAUGUUCAGACACGUAUUGCUUGAUCUAUUACAUCUAUUCAUUUGUGAAUGGUGAAAAUGAAGGCCAGUUGGUGCUGAGAGCUUAAUUGAACUUGCAUGAACUCCAGUGCUGAUCAUUUCCAAAGCAUACUCUACUGUUGAUGUUCAUUUCCAGCACUGUGGUUUUUUAGCCAAGGCUCUCUUGCUUGUGCAGCUGAUGAAGACGUUGCAGAGUUGGGGGCUUUUUCUUGAUGCGAGUUUUUAAUUUAAAUAAAUGAUUUAAAUAAUUAAAUUCUAGAUUUGAAAACAGAGCCAGCAGCUUUCAGAAAACUUGUCUUUCACAUGGCGAGUUUAAAAACAAACCAAGCAUUUUACUUAUAUUUAGAUUGAGGUAUCACUUACAGUAAGUGUAUUUUAAAUGCACUCUACAGUUAUAGUUCUUAUGUUUGUCUGCUUGACUCAGUAAACCCAUGCUUUGGGUUCAGUUAACUGCUGUUUUGGUUUUGUUUAGGCUUAUUUUAUUUCUUAAGGCAUGGCAUCGUACAAGUACUACCGAAGCAGUCUGGAAGUAGAAUCUACAUUCCGAAUACUGUCUUAGGAGUGGACUUUACUGAGUGGAAUCAGUUUGUUCUGCUUUCUUUGUUGUGCAUACAUAGCAUGUAUUUAUUAAGGUUUCUGACUAGUAAUAUGUUUUAAGUGUUGGUACAUAUUUACAAAGAUCAUUUUUUAUUUGCAACAGCUGUAGUGCAAUAAGGAAACUGUCCGGAUGUGCUUUAAAAUAGAAUAUUUUAGUGUUCUUUCUUGCACAUUCUACAGAGAAGUCUGUUAGUGCCACAUGUCAUAAGGGCCAGAAAGGGAAUACAGCGUUACUGACGGUUUUGGGUUAUCAGCUGACCAAACGGCUGCUUAUUGGGCUUGCAGCAGUUAUAUUUCCAGUAAAAGAAGUUUGCAGGAGACUAAUUCCCAAGAAGUGUACAUUUCUCUAUUGAGCUACUUAUUCUUAAGCCAACCCUGAGUAAUUUAUGAUAAUCCCAUAGGUAUUUUACAAGUUCAGAACAGCCUAUUGUAUUGAUGACAUUGUGAUAAAGUAACAGGCUGAGAACUGCAAUCAUCUCAAAUUGUUACGGAUUAUAGGAUGUGUAAACAGAGUCAAGGUUUGGGAAUCUGCAGUUUUUGUAGCCAGACUAAAAAUAUGCAAAACACAAAACACUUUCCUUCCUCGCCAGCUUCCCUACUGUGUCAUGGAACUGUGACCAACUCACUGCUAAGCCUUCUAUUUUUUCCGUUGGUAGGAUUGUUAUAGUUCAGCCUAAAAAUCCAUAAUGAUGCCAAGAAGAGCAGUUUAUUAUUUAAUUUGCACAAUCACAGGUGUGUUCCUAUUAACAGCUUCGUACUGACACUUGUUAGUGCUACUGUAGCACAAACCAGAUCAGAGCUAUUUCAGUUGAAAUGGGGACUGACAAAAAAAGGAAGAAAAAUGCAUAGUUAGAAUUUUCAGCUGGAUCAGUUCUCUGAUGCAGCCAACUAGUCUUUCACAAAUGGCAGUGCCAGCACAAGGCUUGAGCUGGGAAUGAAUGUGAACUGUAUUACAGGUUUCUGCUGGAUUAAAGCGAUUCUGUAAGUGUGAUUGGAUUUUUGAGCUGCUGCAAUAGUUUGCUCUGGGUCUAAUCACUAAUGGGAGCAUUCCUUGUGAUGGAUGGAUAUUCUCUUCUGAUCACUUGAACUCCUGCUGGGUGGCUGCCUUAUGUUCCCAUGUCCUGCACUGCCUGUCCAGUGGGGUGUGCAUACAGAUCCCUCUUACAGUCAGUUUGUUUUGUAAGGUUCACAACUACCAGCUGCUGCUAUGCAGAUGCCCUUUUUACUCCUGCAGUUAGGAACAGUAGAAGAAUAGAGUCAUGGAAUCACCAAGGUUGGAAAAGAGCUCCAAGACCAUCCAGACCAACCGUCCACCUACCAGCAACGUUUCCCCACUAAACCGUGUCCCUCAGUACUACACUGGGACAUUUCUUGAACAGCUCCAGGGAUGGAAUAGUUCUUUUUUGAAGACUUUCACCAAGCGAUCUUUGGUUUUGCUACAUUUUUCCUUGCUAUUUCUGAAAUUUAAAGAAGUUUGUUGUGCCCUGCUUUUUGUUAGCACUCAAGAAAAACUGUAUAGUAUUCAUAUAUGACAUUUUAGUAACACUUUUUCUAAAUCAGAUUGGCAAAGCAAGCUCCUUUUGGUGCUGUGCAUUUAAAACACCACUCUUCGGUGAGUUAUGAGCGUGAGUUUUUUGACAGAAACGUGAGGUCCUCCUAUUUGAAAUUUAUGCAGAUAGAAAACAAUCUGGGUAUGUUCUGCUCCCCAGUGGUCACAGUACUGAGCUGUCCUUUUGAAUGGUGCUUGUACUUCUGUUUUUACUUUGCAUUCUGCAGGUGUGCAGAAACUUAAGUGAUGUAGAUUGUUUAAGUAAUUGGAUUGUUUUGGAUUGGAUUGUUUGUUCAGUUUUACUGGGAAACAGUAGAGAGGAAAAAAGUGGUUGAUAUCUGUUGUGAAGCUUUUUUGUCUUCUCGGUACCUUCAUCCCUAAAUUCACUGUAAGAGCUUGGGAAAAUGAGAAAAAAUGAUUAUUUCAUGAGCUUACCAAUACUUUUUCUUAAGUUUGUAAGUUGUUGAGCACACCAAACAGACGAUUCCUUGUAGGAAUGGAUUAGGGACAUUUACAUCUAAAUGCUGAGAGCAUACUAAUAAACCCAUCCCGUUUGUAUUCUACAAGAAAGAAGGCGGCUGAAUGCAGGAAAAUGCUUCAGAUUUCAGUUGCUUAUUAAUGAAACUGUUCUUUUUGAGAACUUUUACUCAAACUUAAGUUAAUUAUUAGCCAGUCAUUUUGGAACAAUUUUAGACUUGCCUCUUAGUAAAUACAAGUGAACUUAUUAAUGCUUGUCUUUAAUUGGUAAAUGACAGCUUGAAAUAACUUCUUUACUAUUGUGAUCAUCUUAGACUCAACUUUCACACAAGCUGCUUUUAUGUUUCCUUAAUUGGGUGUAAUUGCUGUCGACCAGUUAUCGACCAGGGACUACUAGAACAAACUUAGGCCCAGGGGUGGGUGAGCAAAGGGUGCUGUUGCCCUGCAGCCAUGAUGUGCUGGUGAUCAGUGAGCUCUGUCAGUCUUGCCUCUGCUGUCUCCUAUCCCCACGCAUGCUUGUUCUUGAGUUCUUGUUGGGUUGUAAUGGGUUGUGUAUUAUGGUUGAUUAGGUACAAUGUAUACAGUGAAUUCACAUCUAAAAUAUGGAAAGGUCAAAUGAGGUGUGCUUCUGGGAAGCUUAGCAGAAUUUUUCUGAAGUCGAUGAGUUUCUGAAGCUGUAUUUUCCAGGAAAGGUGUUUGUUGGAUAAAUCUUUCAGUCUCUCCUGUUAUUUUUGUGAUUCACGCAUUCAGUGUAGAAAUAUCCUUAUUAAUCGUUAUUAGGUUUUAUACUCAAGGGUGGCAGCCUGUAAUUUUCCUUCUGGUUUCCUGUCAGAGUUUAAACAAACUGCUCUUGUCUCCCGAGAUCAUUCUUUGACUGCUGGAGUCACAUGGAGCAUUGACUGCUGUUCCGUGUCUGGAACAGCUUGUGACUGUUUACUGGAAAAAAGCAACAGCUACAUUGUAAAAAUGUGCAGUGUAAUAUCUCUGAAUAGCUCUGUUGUUGACGCACAUGAAAGUCACCUACUGAACUACAGACACAAGAAGGUUUCGUUGUGCAGGACCUACGCGUUACUACUUAUGUUUAGCAACUUUCUUAAAUCUGUGUUGUGUUUGGAAGGCUUGCACCUUGUCUUAUUGCUCAUUGCAGACAUCCAAAUGAGGGAUGAGCGGUGGGUCAACGUACAAUUCCAAACCUGCUAUUGAAAAAGUCUUGCUGAGGCUUCUGAAAACUGCAUCUACUUUGUGUUUGUGUGGCAAACUUUCUCGUGCUUCAGUGUAAAUGUUUCAAUCCUUCAGUUGAAAUCAGUAUGCAUACGCUGUCUCUUGUAAUACUCACGGUUCCAAACGGGUAGUUCUGCUUUAGGCACCUAAACUUGAGUGCAGAACAGAAGAUCCAAGUGAGGCCAAAAAAUCCAGAAUGUAUUUGAGUUGGAAGAAAUGAGAAUAAAUGAAGCUGCACUAAAACAGGAUUGAUAUUACCACAUUGUAGGGUAGCUACGCAAUUAUGAGGAACAGAGGAAGGAAGUGAGAAGAACCAGCUUUGCUGAAGAAAAUGAUGUAUCAGGCAUAUUUUAAACUGUAAUUGAUCCAAAUUGAAGAGAUUUGCAAAGGCAUGAAGUACUAAAAUAGCUUGGUAAUAGUAAUUUGUGCUUUGAGCAAGAGCAUGUGCUAGUAAGAGAAUACUCCUAUCUGUUAUCAAGUGGAAAACAUUACAUGGAAAAUACCUAUCUUGGACAUUCUCUUUUUGUGUGGGGUGUUUUUUUUUUUGUUUUUUUUUUUUUUUGCUCUCCAUAUGUUUUAAUUAGAAAUGCAAUGGUAUACCAGUGUAUUGAGCGAGGGGGAAGAAGGGUAAAUAUUUAGGUUUGGAAGAACUGACUUGAGCAGGGAAGAAGCCUGGCAGGCAGAGAAGUCAGCACUGAGUAGUUGAAGGUUAACACCAACAGUGAGAAGGAAUUGCUUAAAUACACAGUUUGUGCUUUUGCAGUUACUUAAGCAAAUAGCUUGUUAGGAAAAAAUGCAGGAUAUUAGGAGGCUUCAGGCCAGACUCUGCUAGAAGUAUGGUAAUAUUUUAAUUUCAGUGCUUAGAAAUAGGCUGCUUCAUUUUUACGUACCUUGUUUUAAGGCAUUGUUUUCAACUGCUAUUGACUCUUUCUUGAAAUUUGGAGGCAUAUUUAACCAUAUUUGAGAAAAUAUUUUGAAGGUCCAGCAUGUCAGCCUGUCCUUAGAGCAUCUUCCCAACCCUUCCUACUUCUGUCAUAAAGGAGACUGUGCCCCUGUAUAGUAACUGUAGGUCUGUGAGGCUUGUCCCCUUACGUCUCCUGACUGGAAGGACGUGACAGCCCUUCAGAAUGGGAAUCGUAAUUCUGCCAGCUCAGGAUCACGGUCAGUGCAAGAAACUUGUGUGUGACAACUGAACUAAAGGAGGGACUCCAUUUGCUGCUGCUCUCAGUGACCUUCAGGCUGAUGCCUAAUCAUAUUAGGGGCAAGAGAGUGAGUUACGGCCCUGUGGCUAAAUGGCUGUAUGGGAACUGUUGAAUCACAGCCUGAACCACUGAUUGAUCACCUGAGGCAAGGACUGGGUCAGCCAUGGGAGCACAGGUGAAGGCAAUUCACUCUCCUAGACCCCAUUUAAGGGCUGAGAAACACUGGGGAAGGAUCUCUUUCUGGAGAUCCCUCCUUUGUGGAGCUUUUCAUUGCGAGCCUAAAUCUUCAGAUACAGGUGAAAUUGUGGUAAAUGAAGUCAAUUUUGUGAGAAAAUGCAUCGCAACAGAUACAAGUCAGUAUGACCUGUGGGGCAAACUGGUUUGCACUAACUUCAAGAUUUCCUUUAUUACGGAUGACCCAAUGCCACUACAGAAAUUCCAUUACAAAAACCUUCUUCUUGGUGAACAUGAUGUUCCUCUGACAUGCAUUGAGCAGAUUGUCACAGUGAAUGAUACCAAGAGGAAACAGAAAGUCCUUGGUCCCAACCAGAAACUUAAAUUUAAUCCAACUGAAUUAAUCAUUUAUUGCAAAGACUUCCGUAUUGUCAGAUUUCGUUUUGAUGAAGCAGGUCCUGAAAGCGCAAAAAAGGUGUGCCUUGCAAUAGCUCAUUAUUCUCAGCCAACGGAUCUUCAGCUUCUCUUUGCAUUCGAGUAUGUUGGGGAAAUAUAUCAUAAUCCAGCAAAGAAGGUGAAUGGAGUAGACCCAGGAGGCGGAGGCAGUGGCGGCAUCAGUAGUACCAGUGGUCAGCAGACACCUUUGUUUGAAACUUACUCUGAUUGGGAUAGAGAAAUCAAAAGGACGGGUGCAUCGGAGUGGAGAGUUUGUUCAGUCAAUGAAGGUUAUAUGAUAUCUACUUGCCUUCCAGAAUAUUUUGUGGUCCCUUCUUCCUUAGCAGAUCAAGACCUUAAGCUCUACUCCCACUCUUUUAUUGGGAGACGAAUGCCAUUAUGGUCCUGGAAUCAUCCCAACGGGAGUGCCCUUGUAAGAAUGGCCAACAUUAAGGAUGUGCUGCAACAAAGAAGAAUCGAUCAAAGGAUUUGUAAUGCAAUAACUCGAAGCCAUCCCCUGAGAAGUGACGUUUACAAAUCUGAUCUGGACAAGUGUCUCCCCAACAUCCAGGAAAUCCAGGCUGCGCACAUCAAACUCAAGCAGCUGUGUGUUAAUGAGCCCUUCGAAGAAACAGAAGAGAAGUGGCUGUCCUCACUGGAAAAUACUCGCUGGUUAGAGUAUAUCAGAUCAUUUCUUAAGCAUUCUGCUGAGCUUGUAUAUAUGAUGGAGUGUAAGCAUGUUUCUGUAGUUCUACAAGAGGAAGAGGGACGGGACCUGAGCUGUCUUGCUGCUUCUCUAGUUCAAGUCAUGCUGGAUCCCUAUUUUCGAACGAUUGUUGGAUUUCAAAGCUUGAUACAGAAGGAAUGGGUCAUGGCAGGAUAUCAGUUUUUAGAUAGGUGUAACCACUUAAAGAGAUCUGACAAAGAGUCUCCUUUGUUCUUGAUGUUUCUCGACUGUGUUUGGCAGCUGCUAGAACAGUACCCAGCAGCCUUUGAGUUUUCUGAAGUGUACUUGAUGAUACUGUACGACAGUGCGCGUAUCUCUUUGUUUGGCACUUUCCUUUUCAACUGUCCGCAUCAACGAGUAAAGGAAAGCACUGAAUUCGCUAUAAGCAAAAAUAUUCAGCUGGGUGAUGAGAAAGGCCUCAGAUUUCCUUGUGUUUGGGACUGGUCUCUUCAGUUUACAAGCAGGGAUCGCCUGCUGUUUCACAACCCUUUGUAUAUCGGGAAAAGCGCACCGUGUGUACAGAAUGGAGCAGUGAAAUCUUUCAAGCGCUCAAAGAAAAACUACAGCUCGACGUUGCGAGGUGUCCCCCCAGCAUUAAAAAACGGAAUCAUCAGUGAGCAGGAGUUCCUUCCAAGAAGAAACUCUCUGAUACUGAAGCUGAAACCAGACUUCUUACAGCAAACAGAGAGUCAGAGUAACAGUAUGGAACAGUACUUCAGAGACUGGUUUGCAAAGCCUGUUGAUUUGCACGGCGUAAUUCUGCCCCAUCUCUCUGGAACACAGAUAAAACUCUGGAAACUGUGCUACUUCCGCUGGGUUCCCGAGGCCCAGAUUAAUCACGGUGGCUUCAUCGCUGCUUUCCAUAAAGUUUCUUUGCUGGCAGAUGAAGUAGACAUGUUAAACCGGAACCUUCGACAGUGCAAAAGCAACUCUCCUUUGCAAGGUAGCUGCUCAGAACUGGAUCAAGGCAGGAUGUACUUCAGAGCAAAUGGUUUAAAUGACACCUCUGGGGCCCCAGACUUUCUCUCCUCCUCGUUCCCGUUUUCACCUGUAGGGAACCUAUGCAGACGAAGCAUUCUGGGAACGCCUUUAAGCAAGUUCUUAAGUGGUGCCAAAAUCUGGCUAUCCACUGAGACGCUUGCGAAUGAAGACUAAGAUGAUGUGAUGGCCUACAGGUCUGGGGAGGAUAUAGCAUAUCAUUUUGUCUUUUCUAAUUUAACACUGCUAAAGGCAGCCUUGAAAGCUGUAAUAAUUUUUAUAUACAAACAUUACGUAAGUUUUGCACAAAUAUUUAAAAGCAAAGCGAGUCAGGCUUCAAAUCGCACAAUUUUGUCUUCAGUGGUUCUCAUCCACAUGUCUGGUUUCUGGUCCCUAGUUCUUUCCAUGUAUGAGAUGGAGCAUUUCUAAUGAAUGCCGAUGCUAAUUGAAAGGUUUGGUGUGGUCGUUAAUGAGGGUUGUUUGAUAUACCUAUUUUCCCAGAUAGUGAAUGAAGUGAACGCAAACUAACAACUGAACUCUGAGCACAAACUUUUCUCUCAGACUUCCUUUUCAGACAGAAAACAUAUGUGCAUACAUAGAUACCGAUGUCCUGUGCCUGGAUCACCCUACAUAUGUGUUAAUGUAGUGUGCAUCCUUGGAGGAGGUGUUCCUUUUUCUUUCUCCCCAGAAUGCAUCCAUUAGCAAUCAGAUUUGUGCUCUGUAACGAGCUUGCCUUUAGGCUAUAGGAAUCAACUUCAGGAUAAUGCACUGUUAACCUUAAACCAUUUACUGUACAUAGAUAAUGUAGUAGCUUUAGAAGUGCCUUUAAUCAGGAGGAAACAGUAGCAGGGUUUACUCUAAUGCAGCUACCUACCCCUCCCCCUUUUUUUACAGCAGAUUGUUAAGGUAAGUUCUGGCUUCCAUCCUCUGCCUUCCCCCUUCCUUUUGUGGAAAUAAGAGAAGGCUAUAGCUCAGGAGACGGUAGGUUUUUCCUCUCAAAGGUUAAGCUCCUGAGAGCCUCUCCUUUUUUUUGAUUUAAGCACCUCAGAUAUUCAGCACUAUAUGUACAGAUCCCCCUCACACCCAGUUCCGGGCUGCAGCACACUUCAGCCCUAACAGGUUCCAGAACAGAGGCUGGGCUGUGAGAGGACACAUCUGUGAGGGGUGCUGGUGAGAGUUCUCGUGAGCAGGGCUGGGAGAAGAGUGAUCAGCAGUGCCUUCUUUUUUACCUACUAGCAACCCACAUGGACAGUGCAGUGGACAAGCACAGCUUGAGGGAGUUAAAUCCAACAGCCUCCCUCUGCAUCUUCCUUGCUGCUCUUAAACCUUUUCCUUGUCACUCUCUGCUGGAUGCUGCAUGAGACAAACAAGAGAGGGUCAAGUAUAUGUGGGGGGGAGGGCAGUAAAGCGCAUCAUUCUCCAAAGUGAAGGCUGGGGUGGAGAACAAGAGAAUACUUCUGUAGAGUACUUUCUCUUAACAGUAAGUCUGUUAUAAUACCUGAUUCCUGUGUAAAAUGCAAAAGCUAUUAAAGCAGUGCUGAGCCUCUCUUCAGGCACUGACUGACCAGGUAAGGCUCUGAAGGCCUUGUAUCAAGCUGUUCCCAGGUAAUAGGAAAAAAUUUUUAGAUCAUAUGCAGUGUAUGGAGGGUUAAAAAAAGGGGGGGAGGGAAGCAGGGAGAUUUGGAGUUGUUCCUUUCUGUGUAAAACCAAACUGGUCUUCAGUACAGCCUAAAUCAAAGUAACGAGGGUUUUGGAUGUCUAUGAUGGCUCAAGUAUUUAUUUAACAGAGUAUGCAUUUGAAGUGGCCUUAAAGGUGCCAGCAUCGUGCUAGCUAAGCCUGCUGCACACAGGACCCAGUUUUCACCAGGCUGAAAUGACCUGCAAAGCUGUUGAGGAGCUGUGGGCACGCUGUGUUCUCACACUGCUUGGUUUGGCAGGGAUAAGUGGGCAGUUUCAUUUUAAAGGUGAGUUGAUGUGUGGGAGGAAAAGGAAGAAAAAACUUCCUUUUUUAACUAACCUGCACUCCCCCCCAUCCCCCCCCCCCCCUCCACCCCCAAAUUUUCUUAUUUAUGCAAAGUAAAAAGGAAAAGGGGGGGGGAGGGGGGCACGUGGGAGCUUAUGACAUAAUGUCAGAUUGCUUCUGGUCAGCCCCCUUUGAGGAAAAAAAUGUGUAUUCACCUCAGUUGCCUAAUUAUGCUGCAAGACGGUCUGAGCAUGUUCCAUGGUCCACAAACAAAACCAAUUGUGUUUAUUUGCAAGCUUGCUGGAGCAGUCAGGCAACUGAUUCAAUUCAAUGAUUGUAUUAGUUGGCUUUUGUAAUUUUUUUUAAACUAGCUUACUGUUGUCCCUGGCUGAUACUUGAUGUGAAGACCUCAGCCUGUGUGCUUGGGGUAUUUUGGUACCAGUUUUUUCCUUUAUUUUUAUGUCUUAAAUUACAAUUAAAACUAUGGUGUUUUUUUUUCCUUAAAGGUGUAACUUUUUUGGCUUAAAGGAACCAAAAAUAUGUUUAAAAAAAUAUAUUAAUCCAAACAGGCAUCUGAUGGAAUGUAAAACAGUGUUUGGGCCCAUAGCUGUUGGGGAAAAAUGGGUACUAUAUUUAAACAAACGAGGCUGACUGUAGUGAGACUUGAGAAAUUUUUACCUUUCAGUUCUACAAUGUGUGUAGAUGGUCUUUGUAUUUAUAUAUAUAUAUAUAUAUAUAUAUAUGGAUACAUAUGUAUAUGUAUAGCUAUAUAUAUAUAUAUAUAUAUAUAUAUAUAUAUAUAAUGUAUGUAUACGUAUGUAUAUGUAUAGCUAUAUAUAUGUAUGUAUGUAUAUGUAUAUAUAGCAUAUGACUAUACAGAUAUAGCAUGGGGGGGAUGUUAAGAAAUAAUAUGCCGAUUUGCCAAACAGACUUAAUAAGCGAUUUUACAAAGUUUGGAAAGGAGAGUUAGGCAGGCAGAGGCUGAGAUGGAGACGAGCACAGGGAGAAGCGAUAGGGACAUCCCCAGUUCACAUGUAAGGGACACACAGAGGAGGGAAGCCUGUCUGCUGCCUUGUGUUUGCCUGGGCCUGGCUGACUCACAGACUGAGGGCACCUGUGACUUGUUUCUUCCCUUUGGGUAAGUUCAACAGCUUGUUUAUUUUUCUUUAAAUUCACUUUUGAAAUGCAGGUACUAAAAGCUAAUUUCAAAAUAUUCUCCACUCUACACAGCUGCCUUAUCAGUAGGGACUGCUCUGAACAUCUCUGAGAGCUUUCAAAAGCAGUUUUGGUGUGCAAGUACUUAACUUCUGUGUACAAAAUAUUGACAUACAAGUGUAUAUAUGUAUGUGUGUGUGUGUGUGUGUGUGUGUGUAUGUACACAUUCUCCAAUGAUUAUUUCUGUUCACCAUUUUAAAACAAGAAACUGUUAAUGCCAUUGGGUUGUUGCAAGAGUAGAAAAGCAACCGAGAAGCUCAUAUUCUUGUCUGUUUAAAAGAAAAGUGCACUAUUUUGGCUGUUACCAGCUGUUAUAAUCAUUAUUUUUUGUAACUACACUGAAAAUCAUGCAGGGGGUUAAACACAAAUUGCUGGUUGAUAAGGUUAAAGUGUACCUCUGGUGUCACUGAUUACUGCUAGGUAGAGGUCACUGUGGUAGGACAACCUCAUUCUCCCUUUACUGUCAUGUAUCAAAGAAAGUCCUUUCAUUCCCGAAAUACAUUGAAAAGUGUCUGUGUGUAUAUGUAAACCCAGGCCUGCACAUAUGAUGUGCACCUACUGGCAAUACCACUUUGCUAUUAACUGCCUUGUGCUUGGAAUGAAGAUGUAGCAAGUGGGUCAAAGGUUUUGGCUUAGACUCAGAUGGAAAGAAAGAUUAAAACCAAAAAUUUCUAACAUUUGCAGCAAAGGAUGAUAUCUAAAAAUUUGCCUCCAGCGGAAGAGACAGAAAUCUGUACCUCAAAUUGCUCUAGGCAGUAGGGUUCUUUCUAAUGCUGUUGCUGUGAUGGUGUAGAGUUUGCUAUUUCAACUGAAACUAAAACCUUUGUGCCUGAUAAUGAUUUAUUGAGUAAAGUAGCUGUGUCAGGAAGAUUAUAAAAUCCUGAUGCUGAAUUGUGAAUGUGAAGUAAAUUAGACUAAAUAAAAGUUCGUACCUUUCCAGAGUGAA